Rana temporaria (common frog) is the source of this 1155-nucleotide messenger RNA. RefSeq lists its product as uncharacterized. The transcript is spliced from 2 exons. The coding region runs from base 1 to 1155 and encodes 384 amino acids. NCBI's taxonomy places the organism in Eukaryota, Metazoa, Chordata, Amphibia, Anura, Ranidae. The record is from RefSeq and is a predicted model, not a curated record.
AUGAAUGAGUAUCCACACAAGAAUGAGUAUCCACACAAGAAUGAGUAUCCACACACGAAUGAGUAUCCACACAAGAAUGAGUAUCAACACAAGAAUGAGUAUCCACACAAGAAUGAGUAUCCACACACGAAUGAGUAUCCACACAAGAAUGAGUAUCCACACAAGAAUGAGUAUCCACACAAGAAUGAGUAUGCACACAAGAAUGAGUAUCAACACAAGAAUGAGUAUCAACACAAGAAUGAGUAUCCACACAAAAAUGAGUAUCCACACAAGAAUGAGUAUCCACACAAGAAUGAGUAUCCACACAAGAAUGAGUAUACACACAAGAAUGAGUAUCCACACACGAAUGAGUAUCCACACAAGAAUGAGUAUCCACACACGAAUGAGUAUUCACACACAAAUGAGUAUCCACACAAGAAUGGGUAUCCACACACGAAUGAGUAUCCACACAAGAAUGAGUAUCCACACACGAAUGAGUAUCCACACACGAAUGAGUAUCCACACAAGAAUGAGUAUCCACACAAGAAUGAGUAUCCACACAAGAAUGAGUAUCCACACACGAAUGAGUAUUCACACAAGAAUGAGUAUCCACACACGAAUGAGUAUCCACACAAGAAUGAGUAUCCACACAAGAAUGAGUAUCCACACAAGAAUGAGUAUCCACACACGAAUGAGUAUCCACACAAGAAUGAGUAUCCACACCCACACACGAAUGAGUAUCCACACGCGAAUGAGUAUCCACACACGAAUGAGUAUCCACACACGAAUGAGUAUUCACACACGAAUGAGUAUUCACACACGAAUGAGUAUCCACACACGAAUGAGUAUCCACACAAGAAUGAGUAUCCACACAAGAAUGAGUAUCCACACACGAAUGAGUAUCCACACAAGAAUGAGUAUCCACACACGAAUGAGUAUUCACACACGAAUGAGUAUUCACACACGAAUGAGUAUCCACACACGAAUGAGUAUCCACACAAGAAUGAGUAUCCACACAAGAAUGAGUAUCCACACACGAAUGAGUAUCCACACACGAAUGAGUAUUCACACACGAAUGAGUAUCCACACAAGAAUGAGUAUCCACACACGAAUGAGUAUCCACACACGAAUGAGGUGCGCUACCGCCUCCUUCAUGUAUAUGGAUUCAUCGGGUAG